UCUCCUCCCUCCCACUCUCCAUUUCCCUUCCGUCCCCUCCCCGGCAGGGCGUGCUCCACUCCGAGGCAGGAUCUGUCUGGUCCCCCGCCUUCCAGUCCGAAAAUCCCGCCAAGGGAGCCGCAGAGCAGAGGAAAAGCCAAAGUGGGGAGAGGGGAAGAAAGAGACCAGCGAGUCACCGUGCGUGCCGGAGGCAGGGAGCAGGCGCGGCCGCGAGCAGCAGUGCCUCGGGUACCUGGACUCCGGGCAGAAAACCUCGCCCCGACCAACAAAGGCAGCCUGAGCGCACGCGGCACGUUCGCAACUCCGAAAUGCAGACUCAACAGUACCUGCAGCAGCGUCGAAAAUUUGCAGCUGCCUUCCUGGCAUUUAUUUUCAUUUUAGCAGCUGUAGAUACUGCUGAAGCAGGAAAGAAAGAGAAACCAGAAAAGAAAGUGAAGAAGUCCGACUGUGGAGAAUGGCAGUGGAGUGUGUGUGUGCCCACCAGCGGGGACUGUGGGCUGGGCACACGGGAGGGCACCCGGACCGGAGCUGAGUGUAAACAAACCAUGAAGACCCAGAGAUGUAAGAUCCCCUGCAACUGGAAAAAGCAAUUUGGAGCGGAGUGCAAAUACCAGUUCCAGGCCUGGGGAGAAUGUGACCUGAACACGGCCUUGAAGACCAGAACUGGAAGCCUGAAGCGAGCCCUCCACAACGCCGACUGUCAGAAGACAGUCACCAUCUCCAAGCCCUGUGGCAAACUGACUAAGCCCAAACCUCAAGAAUCUAAGAAGAAGAAAAAGGAAGGCAAGAAACAGGAGAAGAUGCUGGACUAAAAGACGCCACCUUCCGUGGACCAUGAAGAGGACAUCAGCAAACAGGAUCAGUUAACUAUUGCAUUUAUAUCUACCGUAGGCUUUUUAUUCAAAAAUUAUCUAUAGCUUAAGUACACAAUAGGCAGAAACAAAAAGAAAAGAAAAAUUUUGUAGUAGCAUCUUUUUAAAUGUAUACCAUAGUACAACUAGGGGCUUAUAAUAAAGGACUGUAAUCCUAUUUAGAAAGUUGACUUAUAGUACAUGAUAAGUGAUAGAAAACUGAGGUAAGUUUUUUGAAGUUAUGUGAUAUUUUACAUUUAAAAUCUUUUUUUACAUUUUUUUUCUUUUGGCAGCAAUUUAAAUGUUAUGACCAUGUAAACUACUUCUCUUGUUAGGUAAUUUUUUCACCUAGACUUUUUUUCCCAAUUGAGAAAAAUGUCUACUAAACAAAGCAGCAAUAAAAUAUGAUCAUCCUAUUUGAGGAAAAUAUCUUUUUUUCUGCCAAUGGAUUUUAAAAACAUUUCAGUCAGCAAAAUGAGGGGAGCAGGGUCAGAGCAUGUCCUAGUUCAAUGUUGACUUGUUUAAAAAGAAAAGCAUUAAAACAUGAAAUUAUUUUGCUUUGGCAGAAAUAUUUGUUUUCUUGAUGAAAUUAUUUUUCCAUCUGAGGAAAAAAAAAAGACUAGGAAAAUAAAUCAAGGUGAUGCUGAAAAAAA
This is a messenger RNA of Balaenoptera musculus (blue whale), 1504 nucleotides long. RefSeq names its product pleiotrophin (gene PTN). NCBI's taxonomy places the organism in Eukaryota, Metazoa, Chordata, Mammalia, Artiodactyla, Balaenopteridae. The transcript is spliced from 5 exons. The coding region runs from base 309 to 812 and encodes 167 amino acids. Gene Ontology annotation, molecular function: growth factor activity. The record is from RefSeq and is a predicted model, not a curated record.